This is a messenger RNA of Corythoichthys intestinalis (scribbled pipefish), 7232 nucleotides long. Its product is annotated as SRSF protein kinase 1-like. Gene Ontology annotation, biological process: intracellular signal transduction; regulation of mRNA processing; peptidyl-serine phosphorylation. Lineage: Eukaryota; Metazoa; Chordata; Actinopteri; Syngnathiformes; Syngnathidae. The coding region runs from base 16 to 2049 and encodes 677 amino acids. Gene Ontology annotation, cellular component: cytoplasm; nucleus. The record is from RefSeq and is a predicted model, not a curated record. Gene Ontology annotation, molecular function: protein serine/threonine kinase activity; ATP binding. The transcript has 16 exons.
ACAUUAAUAAUCAAAAUGGUGAAGGCGUGUGUGGCUGUUGGUUGCACUAACAGAGAAGAUGGAAGGAGAGACUUGAAGUUUUACCGUAUUCCGAGGGAUCCAAAGAGGAGAGCGAAAUGGACGGCUGCAAUUCGACGUGAUAACUGGGCACCAAAAAAUCACCACAGACUAUGUAGUAGUCAUUUUAUAUCCGUUUUGGCUCUUCAGGCGAGGAAAAAGAGGGGCAAAGCCAAGAAGACCUGCAAAAAGCAGACGGCAAAUCCCAGAAGUCGUCAGCAGGCCCAACAUGAAGCUUCGCCUCGGGAACCUGAAGAACCCGAGGAAAUUCUCGGCUCUGACGAUGAAGAACAGGAGGAUCCCAAUGACUAUUGCAAAGGGGGUUACCAUCAUGUAAAAGUAGGCGACCUUUACAAUGGAAAAUAUCACGUCAUCCGAAAACUAGGUUGGGGACACUUCUCAACUGUGUGGCUCGCCUGGGACAUCCAAAUGAAACGGUUUGUUGCAAUGAAGGUGGUUAAGAGUGCAGAACACUACACAGAAACAGCUGUGGACGAGAUCAAACUUCUCAAGUCUGUAAGAAACUCUGAUCCGGAUGAUCCUAAACGGGAGAUGGUGGUCCAGAUGUUGGAUGACUUUAAGAUCUCUGGUGUCAAUGGAACCCAUGUCUGCAUGGUGUUUGAGGUUUUGGGCCAUCACUUACUAAAGUGGAUUAUCAAAUCAAAUUACCAGGGUUUGCCCCUACCCUGUGUAAAGAGCAUCAUUCGCCAGGUUCUCCAAGGCCUUGACUACUUGCACACAAAGUGUCAGAUCAUCCACACAGACAUAAAGCCUGAGAAUAUCUUGAUGAGUGUUGAAGAGCCUUAUGUCCGUAAACUUGCAGCAGAAGCCACAGAAUGGCAGCGGGCGGGGGCCCCACCUCCCUCGGGCUCAGCAAUUAGCACCGCACCUGCUCCAAAACAGAGUGUGAAAAUGUCAAAAAAUAAGAAGAAGAAAUUAAAAAAGAAGCAAAAGCGACAAGCGGCAUUGCUGGAAAAGUGCAUCAUGGAUCUAGAGGAGAUGGAAAAAAUCACAGAGACGCGGGACGAAGAUGACGAUGUCGAUGAGGAGCCGGCAUCUCCCAAGGGCCGAGCCUGUGCGCCUUUGAGGCAGACAUCUUUACAGAAUAUGGGGAAACAAGACGUACAUGAGACCGACGUGAAUGAAGACGGAUUGUGUGAAUUGAGCUGUAACGGGCAUGUGGAGGUGGAACAAAGACUCCCCCGGUGGAUGGAGGAAGACCAACAUAACGGCAACUCUGUCGAGAAAAAGCACCACACAAUCUGCAAUGGUUUGGACGGCGCCGACCUUAAGGAGGGGAUGCACACUGACAUCGAGGGAGCUCACUGCAGCAAGGUGUCGGCCAGGCACCUGUCUGCCGGUCUGGAGCAGGAGCUUAAAGGGAACAUUUGUCUAGAGCAGGGAGAAGAUGGAAGCGAGGAAAGUCUGCAAAAUGGCAAGCAAACCGCGGGAUCCCUGCUGGUCAACCCCCUUGAGCCAAUAAAUGCAGACAAGAUCAAGGUCAAGAUUGCAGACUUGGGAAAUGCCUGCUGGGUGCACAAGCACUUUACCGAAGACAUCCAGACACGACAGUACCGCUCCUUAGAGGUGCUCAUUGGAGCCGGUUACAGCACACCAGCAGAUAUUUGGAGCUCAGCGUGCAUGGCCUUUGAACUCGCUACAGGAGACUACUUGUUUGAACCACACUCUGGUGAAGAUUAUUCCAGGGAUGAAGACCACCUUGCGCUCAUGAUCGAGCUGCUCGGUACAGUGCCUCGCCAUUAUGCUCUGAGUGGGAAAUACUCACAGGAAUACUUCACAAAAAAAGGGGACCUGAAACAUAUCACCAAGCUAAAGCCGUGGGGGUUGCUAGAGGUGCUGGUGGACAAGUACGAAUGGCCCCGCCAAGAGGCAGAAUGCUUUGCCGAUUUUCUGCUUCCCAUGCUAGAGCUGGUUCCCGACAAGAGGGCCACAGCGGCGGACUGCCUCCGUCACCCCUGGCUGGCCCUCUAGUGGACCUCUUCCCUUCCAAUCUCUGCGGAGAAUGCAACAGAUCACUUUCCAGUUCGGGCAUAUCAUAUGAAUAUUUAUUUCUCUUGUUGUUCUUUGAGUUCCAUGCGUGUCGGUUCUCCCUCAGCGUGAUGGGAUGUUACCCGGUCUGCUUCGACUGCUGUGAUCGACCUGGAGAACCAGUUCUUGUAUCGCUAGUGACUCCUCUUUGUUUGUUCUACUCCUGCACUAAAACCAACCCAGACAAACCAUGGGUAUGUAGCCGUACUGUCCCCGCAGCAUCGUUAGUGCUGUCUUUCUUUUUAACUGGGUCUUUUAUCUUCAAUUAAACCUGUAUGAUAAACAUUUUUUGUAUUUUCAAAGAAGGCUUAGGAAAUUGCACACGGGGAUGGCAUUUACACUGACUGCAACAUUGCAUCUUGCAACAUUUCUCCCGGAAUUAUUGUGGUUAGACACGGAUUUCUUGUCUCUUGAUGCAAAAGCCUCCUCAGAUGUUUUGAUGCUCUGUAAUAGUUAAUAAUGGUUGCAAUAAUUUGCGAACUCCUUUCAACUCCAUUUCAUUUGAGAAUGGUGCAAAUAUAUGUGAAUGAGCGCAACUAACAUUGUGCUUGAACUGCAUUCACCUGAAAGUGUACUCUGAAAGGAUUUGCAAAUAUAGUAUUUUUCCACACAUUCAAGAUUUAUUUGGUGUUUUUCUUUAGCCAUAAUUCAAUUUAGCCUAGAAUAAAGAAGCGCUUUCAUCGUCGUUGAAUGCUGGUAUUCUUCCAGAGUCUGUGUUCCCCCACCUUAAUUGAGCCAAGGCACAUAUUUUCUAUUGGAAAAAAAAAUGCACACAACUAAAAGUUCUUCCUGUCAGUAUAUGUCACUGCCAUAGAUAGUUGAUCAAAGAUGUGUUUUGUGGUAAAUGCAUGCAGCUAAAUUGUUUAGUUGGGAAUUAACUGACAAUUCAGGAGUGCAACAGGAAGCCCAUCGAAUUGGGGGUGGGGGUGUAUACUGUAUAUCUGUACCAAAGAGUUUGCCUUUCUAUGAAUAUAUAUUACAGUUAUGUACAGUUUUGGACAAAUCGUAUAUCUUAGAUAACGUGACAUAGCUGGGUAGCUGUGUUUUAAUAAACAGACUGAUGUUUGGUGAUGGUGCAUAUAUGUGGCCUACAAGGACCAUUGUGUGUGUGUGUGUAUGUGUGAGAAAAAGUGACAAGCUCGGCCUAGAAUAAAAAUGUUGCUUACAGCACCAGGUCAUGUGAAGUGUUCUAUCCUAAAAAAUAUCACAUCGCUGCAUACAACGUCUCUCAGGUCCAUCAGGGGUUUUCUGUAAAGUGGGGAAAAAAAAAAAAUUAGUCUGGACUAUUUUUCUUUUUUUGUUAUUCAGUAAUCUUGUCUGCAUUGUUUUUAAGCGUGUGUCUCACAUAUCACGUGUUGAGUACGUGAAACAGAACACUGAGGACAAUGGAGAAGUUAGUGGAAUGGCAUACUAAUACGAGUGAAAGUAAUGUAGAUAACACCUCUUGUAGUGCAGGGGUGGGCAAAUGAACAAAGUGUUCUUUCAUCUGGCGACAGAGAACUUAUGUUAAACAAAGAACUACUAUUUUGCAACUGAUUACAGUGAGCUAUCAGUUGAUUCACUUGAAUGACGUAACAAAUUUGCUCCAAGUUUUAAUCAUAUGUAUUCAAUAAUAGGGCCUUGUGAAGUCAUUGUGUUAAAUUUACAAUACAUGAACACAUAAAUCCCUGCAAGUGAGCAUUUUCAAACGGACACUGGUACUAAGGAUUCAUGUCUCAUCAUGGAAGAGCAGUACAUCCAGGGGGGCAACCUGGUACAUGUGGACACCAUGUUUUUGGCUCUGGAUUUAUAUGAUGAAGCGUUCAGCAAUAAAUAGGCUUGAUUCAUUAUACCUAAUGUGUUUAGUACUUCUUUUGAAUAUUACAGUGAAAUAUUUCUAAAAAGUGUUUUAGAAUUUGUCAGAUUGAUGUUUUUCGGCAGCAAAAUUAGUAAAACAAUGUUGCUAAACAGUAUAUUCAAAAGGCCUUUUCCCAUUUCUUGAAGUUUACUGAGGAAAUUUAAACAUCUUAAGCAUGCCUUUAGACAAAUCUGAUUGGUUUAUGGACAUUUUAGUUAAUGGGAAACAUCUGGAUGCUUUUGACGUUACUCAUGAAAGACUAGGAUCAUGGAAAAGAAAAUAUACUAAUAUCUAAAUAUCAAAUAAGCUAUCAGGAAGAUGAACUGGAAUAUCAGAACCAUGUGGGGUUUUGCUUUAGGAGGGAAUGGUGCUCUUCAUAAACAUGACAUUAGCAAAGCACAUUAUUUACAAAUACUGAUCUACAACUUUGCUUUUCAAAUGGACAAUAACCCAAAGCAUACUGUUUCAGUGCCAUUGACAGCAAUAGAUGCCCAAUUAAUUUUGAUUAGGAGGGCUAGCAGGGAAUGAUUGCGCUCAACUCUCCCAGUCAAAAUGGAUUGGAAGUCCAUUGGCGUCAAAGGCCGUUAAGGGGCUCCUACCUACCUGCACCAUCCAGCUCAAAAUCUUCUGGCAGCAGUUUGUCCUGCCUGCUGCCCAGUGUGAAAGAGAGAAGGGCCAGCAGGAGAGCGUCUAGGAUGCUGAUGAUGGCCAAUAUGUAGGCCCAGCGCACCGUGCAGUUCCCCAGGCUGUACUUGUCGGUCCGCUGGCCACACAUCCUCUUCACCUCAGGGGCAUCCCAGCCGUCAGGAUAGAUCAUGCACCCCAUCACCAUCAAAACAGCUACCAUCGACAUUUAAAAGAUUUGCUUCAUGUAUUUUCAUUAUUCGAACAAAUGCCUGUCAUUUCCUCAAAAGGGGUCUUGCUUUUGCAGUAUACAGUGGUAUGAAAAAGUAUCAACUUUUUGGAAUUUCUCAUUUCUGCAUAAAAUCACCAUCAAAUGUGAUUUGAUCUUUGUCAAAAUCACAGAGAUGUAAAAACGGCUUUAACUAAAACCAAACAGUUAUUGGUUUUCAUAUUUUAAUGAGGAUAGCAUGCAAACAAUGACAAAUGAGGGGAAAAUAAGUAAGUGAACACUCUGCCUAAGGAGACGUAAAGAGCUAUUAAAACCUAUUUUUACCAAACCAUUUAAGUCAGGUGUGUUCCCAAUCACUGAUGGGUGGUUUAAAGCUGCUCUGCCCACUAUAAAACACACACCAGGUAAAAAAUUGUCUUGAUGAGAAGCAUUGUCUGAUGUGCAUCAUGGCUCUGUCACAAGAGCUGUCUGAAGACCUGCGAUCAAGGAUUAUUGAUUUGUACAAAGCUGUCAAUCGACAGUCAGAGAAGUUGUCUAUAAAUGGAGAGAGUUUAGCACUGUUGCUUCUCUCCCAAGGAGUAGCCGUCCACCAAAGAUGACGUUAAGAGUUCAGCGCAGAAUACCCAAGUAAAGAAGAACCCUAGAGUGUCUGCUGAAGACUUACAGAAAUCACUGACACAGUCCAAUAUCUCUGUGCACACAUCAAUGAUAUGUUAAACUAUGGCCAAGAAUGGUGUUCAUGGAAAGACUCCAUGGAGGAAGCCACUGCUGUCUAAACAUUGUUGCAAAAUAUUUUGUGGACUGAUGAAAACAAAGUUGAAUUGUUUGGGCUUAACACAACGUCAUGUGUGGAGUAAAAAUGGCUCAACAACUUCAACACCUCAUUCCCACCGUGAAGCUUGGUGGAGGGAGCAUCAUGAUUUGGGGCUGUUUUGCUGCUUCAGGGCCUGGACAACUUGCAAUCAUUAAUGUAAGAAUCAAUUCAAAAGUUUAUCAGGAUGUUUUGCUGGUAAACCUGAGGCCGUAUGUCAGUCAGUCGAAGUUAAAAAAAAAAAAAAAAAAAGGAUGGAUGCUGCAACAAGACAAUAAACCAAAACACAGAAGUAAAUCAACUUCACAAUGGUUUCAGAAUAAAAAAAAUACAUGUUCUGGAGUGGUCAAGUCAAAGUCCAGACUUGAACCCCAUUGAGAUGCUGUGGCAUGACCUAAAGACAGCGAUUCAUGUCAGACAUCCCAUGAAUCUGACUGAACUACAGCAGUUUUGUAGAGAAGAAUGGGCCAAGAUUAGUCCUGAUCGAUGUGCCAGACUGAUCUGCAGCUACAGGAUGUUGUGAUCUGCAAACGCGGAAACAAGGUUGGACCUCACACAAACAACUGAGGGAUGCGUACAAGGGUUUAUUAAAUACAAUACAAAACAACACGCAGUCAUGGUCAAAAUGGAAAGUAACAAAACGGGUCCAUGACAGAAGGUCGACGGGGAUCAAUAUAUAUAAACGCGAGGGUAAACCUAGGUGGUAGGCAGAGAGCCAAUAAAACAAAAUACAGUCACGUGCCUGCACAGGGUAGAGGAAUACAAAACUAAGGCGGCAGACGGUCAAAAACCCUAGGCCUGGGGCAAAAUAACAAAAUACAAGGCUACUUGAAAGUACAACAUGUCGAAUGGCGACCAGCAAAGAAAUAUCUCUGCGCCCUUCCAGUGGAUCGCCUGCGUCUUUAUACUAUUGUUGAUGAGCAAGAAUUAGCUGCAGGUGCGAUGUCGGGAACGCCCUCACAGCCGGCUCUGUAAAAAAACUAAAUCUGACCAGGAGCAGAACGUGACACAGGAAGCGUCUGGUUGAAGUAAUUGCUGCCAAAGCAGAGGCCACACAAUAUUAAAUCUAUGGUUCACUUACUUAUUUUUCCCCCUUCUGUCAUUGUUUCCAUAGUAUCUUCAUUAAAAUAUGAAAACCUAUAAAUAUUUAGGUGGUUUAUAGUUAAAGCAGACCGUUUUUUCAUCUGUGUGAUUUUGACAAAGAUCAGAUCACAUUUGAUGGUGAAUUUAUGCAGAAUUGUGAGAAAUCCCGAAAGGUUCAGAUACUUUUUCAUAUCACAGUACAAUAUUUACAUCUUAACACAAUGGUAAGUAGCCAAUAGCUUUGUCAGAGGGAUUGAAAUGUUUUUGAAGCUUUAGGUUGUGACUUUUUGUCUUGUCAUCACAGUAUUGUUGGAGGUGCGAAUGUGUUGAAGAGACACCUGAAGGUGACUAACAUGUAACUAAAGACCCCCCAGAGGUGUUAGUGUGCGCACUGUAACCAGACGCUCAAAGUUACAAUGCAUUCCUGCAACAUGAAGCCAGUAUGCCUCGCCUUUGUUUCCUUAGUAAAGAUCAUGUUGAGAGCCAACUUCAUCUUAGAGGAUGCACGAACACCCUAAAAAUGGCAACACUUUAUUUGAAUG